Messenger RNA from Penicillium waksmanii, 543 nucleotides. RefSeq lists its product as uncharacterized. The coding region runs from base 1 to 543 and encodes 180 amino acids. The record is from RefSeq and is a predicted model, not a curated record. The transcript has a single exon. Lineage: Eukaryota; Fungi; Ascomycota; Eurotiomycetes; Eurotiales; Aspergillaceae.
AUGGCUCAACUUCCAUUAUGGGGCGCCGGGCCCAAUCAAGUCAGGGCUUAUUUGGCCGAUCUCCUUAUUUACAAACACGAUGCCUCCUCCCAAUCCGCGAAAUCUAUCUCCGAUCUAUGGCAGCUAGGCCAAGGACACGACCUGCGUCAGGCAAAUAUGACCAAUUUCAUUGAUAUAUUUGGGGAGCCAGCGGGUCGGUAUCUGUAUCGAACCGUUACCGAAGAUUUCCAAGUCGAGUGGCGGGCCUCUACCUUAGGCAUGAUCAGCUUUUGGACUUCUUCUAUUGCAUGCGUUGCUGCCGUCUUCUUCGUCAUCCGAGCGGCUUGCGUUCGCUCAGAUGUGCAGGUCAAUCGAAGCCUAUCCCUCGCGGCCUUUUGUGGGCCGGUAAUGCUCAUUAUUGGGAUUUUGGAGUGCUUGCACUGGGGUAGUACCUUUUAUUCCAUAAUGACUUGGGUGGGGUUUCUUAUGACUCCUCUUGCGGUAGUGGCCGCUUUCUAUGCCCUUGAGACUUGGGAUACAUCGUCGGGGGCGAGAGCGAAGUAG